AUAAAAAUGAAGAAUUUAUCGAGAAACCAUGUAUAUGAAAUAUGUAAAACAAAAUUAUUAGUGGAAUAAACACGGCUCUUUCUCAUUGGUGCCACAUCAUGAUGAUGUGUUAAUUACCCAUGUUUUUUUUAAAGGAAAACCAAACAUCUUAAUCUUCUUCCUUAUUGUUCCAAACAAACACUUUAGUUUAGAGAUUAUGGUUUCUCCUUCGUCGUCUUCUUCUUCUUUUGUUGGUCCACUCCUCCUUGCUCCAAACAAUGGUUAUAAGGUUUGGGAAGACCCAUCUUUCAUCAAAUGGAGGAAAAGGGACCCACAUGUUCAUUUACAGUGCCAUGAAUCUGUUCAAGGAUCUCUUAAAUAUUGGUAUCAAAGAAGCAAAGUAGAUUUUCUGGUUUCUGAAUCUGCUGUUUGGAAAGAUGAUGGUGUUAAUGGAGCUCUUGCUAGUGCUGCUUUUUGGGUCAAAGACUUGCCUUUUGUUAAAUCACUGUCUGGAUAUUGGAAAUUUUUCUUGGCUUCUAAUCCUAGUAAUGUCCCUACUAAAUUUCAUGAAAGUGAGUUCCAGGAUUCAGAAUGGAGUACUUUACCUGUUCCUUCGAAUUGGCAACUGCAUGGAUUUGACUGUCCGAUAUAUACAAAUGUAACAUAUCCAUUUCCACUUGAUCCUCCUUUUGUUCCUACGGAAAAUCCUACUGGCUGCUACAGAGUAGACUUCCAUCUUCCUAAAGAUUGGGAAGGUAGAAGAAUUUUGUUGCAUUUUGAAGCAGUUGAUUCAGCCUUUUGUGCAUGGAUAAAUGGGCAUCCUGUAGGAUAUAGUCAAGACAGCAGGCUACCUGCAGAGUUUGAAAUCCCUGAUUUUUGUCAUCCCUGUGGUUCGGACCUGAAGAAUGUUCUGGCCGUUCAAGUGUUUAGAUGGAGUGAUGGAUGCUACCUUGAGGAUCAGGAUCAUUGGCGGUUAUCUGGCAUCCACCGUGAUGUUCUUCUUCUAGCAAAGCCGGAGGUAUUUAUCACUGACUAUUUCUUCAAAUCAAAUCUUGCUGAAGAUUUUUCUUAUGCGGAGAUGCUGGUUGAAGUAAAAAUAGAUAGAUUACAAGAUACAUCAAUUGAUAAUGUUCUUACAAACUACACCAUAGAAGCUACGCUAUUUGAUUCUGGAAGCUGGGAAUCUCCUGAUGGAAAUCCUGAUCUCCUUGCAUCUAAAGUAGCAGACAUAACAUUCCAACCAACAACUGCACCGUUAGGGUUUUAUGGUUAUACGCUCGUGGGAAAACUACAAUCACCAAAGCUUUGGUCAGCAGAACAGCCAUACCUCUAUACAUUAGUUGUUGUCCUCAAAGAUCAAUCUGGCCGUGUUCUUGACUGUGAAUCUUGUCAAGUAGGGUUUAAAAAUGUAUCUAAAGCCCACAAACAACUGCUUGUUAACGGACAUCCCGUUGUAAUUAGAGGUGUGAACAGGCAUGAACAUCAUCCGGAAGUUGGAAAAGCAAACAUAGAAUCCUGCAUGAUCAAGGACUUGGUCUUAAUGAAGCAAAACAAUAUUAAUGCCGUGAGGAACAGCCAUUACCCUCAGCAUCCACGUUGGUAUGAGCUAUGUGAUUUGUUUGGCAUGUACAUGAUAGAUGAAGCCAAUAUUGAGACACAUGGGUUUGAUUAUUCUAAACAUCUCAAGCAUCCUACUUUGGAACCAAUAUGGGCAACUGCAAUGUUGGACCGUGUGAUUGGCAUGGUCGAGAGGGAUAAAAAUCACACAUGCAUUAUUUCUUGGUCUUUAGGCAAUGAAUCUGGAUUCGGAACAAAUCAUUUUGCUAUGGCUGGUUGGAUUCGAGGAAGAGAUUCUUCGCGGGUGAUACAUUAUGAAGGAGGUGGAUCAAGAACUCCAUGCACUGAUAUUGUGUGUCCUAUGUAUAUGCGUGUUUGGGACAUGUUGAAAAUUGCCAACGAUCCUACCGAAACACGUCCUCUGAUACUGUGCGAGUAUUCACAUGCUAUGGGAAACAGCAACGGUAACCUACAUAUAUAUUGGGAAGCCAUUGACAAUACAUUUGGACUCCAAGGAGGUUUUAUAUGGGAUUGGGUUGAUCAGGCUCUGCUGAAGGUUCAUGCAGACGGUACAAAACGUUGGGCAUAUGGUGGUGAAUUCGGAGAUAUUCCUAAUGACUUGAAUUUUUGUUUGAACGGUCUUACGUUUCCUGAUCGAACUGCUCAUCCUGUUUUACAUGAAGUCAAGUACUUAUACCAACCAAUCAAAGUGAAUUUAAAUGAAGGGAAAUUAGAGAUAAAAAAUACUCAUUUUUUUCAAAACACAGAAGGGUUAGAGUUCAGCUGGUAUAUUUCUGCCGAUGGAUACAACCUUGGAUCUGGUAAGCUGAGUCUUCCCUCAAUAACGCCGCAGAGCAGCUAUGCCGUCGAUUGGCAAUCAGGUCCAUGGUAUUCUCUUUGGAAUUCAUCGUCAUCGGAAGAAAUAUUCUUGACAAUAACCGCUAAGCUUUUAAACUCUACGCGCUGGGUUGAAGCCGGUCAUAUUGUUUCUACUGCUCAAGUUCAACUUCCUGCUAGGAGAGACACUGUUCCCCAUGCAAUCAAUAUUGGUGGUGGCACUCCAGUUGUCGAAACACUUGGAGAUACAAUCAAAGUCAGUCAGCAAGAUGUUUGGGACAUAGCAUUGAACACUAAAACAGGUUUAAUUGAAAGUUGGAAGGUAAAAGGAGUACAUGUUAUGAAUAAGGGAAUACACCCUUGUUUCUGGCGAGCUUCCAUUGACAAUGAUAAAGGAGGAGGUUCUGAUAGUUAUUUGGCGAAGUGGAAAGCUGCUGGAAUUGAUAGUGUCCACUUUAUUGCUGAGAGCUGUUCUGUACAGAAUACGACAGAAAACGCAGUUAAAAUCUUGGUGGUUUUCCAUGGUGUUACCAAGGGCGAGGAGGGUUCUCUCUCUAACCAAGACAAAUCAAAGGUUCUGUUUACAACAGACAUGACAUAUACUAUUUAUGCUUCCGGGGAUGUGAUUUUGGAAUGCAAUGUGAAACCAAAUGCUGAUCUUCCUCCCUUGCCACGUGUGGGAAUCGAGAUGAACUUGGAAAAAUCGUUGGAUCAAGUAAGUUGGUAUGGAAGAGGGCCAUUUGAAUGUUAUCCAGAUAGAAAGGCUGCUGCUCAGGUCGCGGUCUAUGAGAAGAAUGUGGAUGAGUUGCACGUUCCUUAUAUUUUUCCCGGUGAAUGUGGUGGUAGGGCAGAUGUUAGAUGGGCAACAUUCUUAAACAAAAAUGGUUUUGGAAUAUACGCUUCAAAGUAUGGUAGCUCUCCAUCCAUGCAAAUGAGUGCAAGCUACUAUAGCACUUCGGAACUUGAUCGUGCCACACACAAUUAUGACCUCGUUAAAGGAGAUAGCGUUGAGAUUCAUCUAGACCACAAGCACAUGGGAGUAGGCGGAGACGAUAGUUGGUCUCCAUGUGUCCACGAUCAAUAUUUGGUUCCCCCGGUUCCAUUCUCUUUCUCCAUCAGGUUAUCUCCGGUAACUUCAGCUACUUCCGGUCAUGACAUCUACAGAUCUCAGCUUCAAAACUCUUGAUUUCUUGACUCACAUGACGUGAUACUUGAAGAUACAUUAUCCAGAAGAACACCAAAGACUAGCAUGUUCAUGAAGGAUAUCAAUAAAAUUCAAAGCUGUUGAUGUAAAAAAGAGACAUUCUCAUGCAAUCUUUGUGGUGGUUAGUACCUUUGAUGAAAUGUGUGUGGGAGGACAAUGAUCUUGGUACAAUUUCACAUAUUGGUUAAUAAAUGUGAUGUAACUCUUAUGAAUAAUUUAUUGUUCUCUAAUCUUUGUGGUGGUUGUGCACACAAAACUCAGCAAAAAUAAGUAAGGGAAAAUAACAUUAACUAGGAAAAAACAUAUUACAACUUUUUUGUACAUCAUGUCUGACCUGAUUUUAAUAGUAGUAAUAGAUGUUGAGAUUUAAUAGUAGUAA
Molecule: messenger RNA, 3956 nt
Organism: Trifolium pratense (red clover)
Lineage: Eukaryota; Viridiplantae; Streptophyta; Magnoliopsida; Fabales; Fabaceae
Product: beta-galactosidase
Exons: 16
Coding region: 197-3559 (1120 amino acids)
Biological process (GO): lactose catabolic process
Cellular component (GO): beta-galactosidase complex
Molecular function (GO): carbohydrate binding; beta-galactosidase activity
Source: RefSeq, a predicted model, not a curated record